AUGGGGGGCUCGGUGGCUCCUGCGGGGCUCCGUGGGUGCUGGGUGAGGAGGCAGGCGCCGAGCCCCUCAUCAUCCUCGGGGAGGGAGGAAGGCUCAGCCCCCGGCAUCCGGUACCCGACGCAGCCCGGGCGGGCGGUGCCUUGUGGUGAGCAGCGCGUCCCGGAGCGGGACAGAGCCCAGCGCCGAGCCAUGCCGGGGGGAAAGGCCCUGAGCGCCUGGGCGCUGCUGGCCAGCCUGGCCGCGGCCAGCUGCGGCGUCCGAGGGCAGAUCUAUGUGAAGGAAUUCAGCGGGAAGGUGUUCCUGGAAUGUGUGCGAGAUCAGGGCAGCAAGAACAUGACCUGGUGGAGAGAUGGGAGCACUGUUGGACACGAGGCACAGCUGGACCUGAGCGGGGUUUAUGACGACCCCAGGGGCCUCUACGUGUGUGAAACAGGAAGCAAAAGGAGCAGCCUCCAGGUGCACUAUCGCAUGUGCCAGAACUGCAUCGAGGUGGACGCUCCCACCGUCUCGGGCAUCGUCAUCGCGGACGUGGUGGCCACGCUGUUCCUGGCAGUGGCCGUGUACUGCAUCACUGGCCACAACAGGGGCCACACCUCACGAGCUUCUGACAGGCAGAACCUGAUCGCCAACGAGCUCUACCAGCCCCUGGGGGAGCGGGAUGAUGAGCAGUACAGCCGGCUGGCUCCCGCCCGUGCCCGCAAGUGAGGUGAGAAGACUCGGAGCCUGCCUCCAUCAGCGUGCUGCUGUGGCCUGGAGGCCCCUCCAGGAUGGGCUCCUCGCAGCCCUGUGCUCCUUCCACCACCUCUUGCACUUCUGACUUGCUGCCAUUAAAGAUGAACCUGUCCCACAGGC
Molecule: messenger RNA, 852 nt
Organism: Lonchura striata (white-rumped munia)
Lineage: Eukaryota; Metazoa; Chordata; Aves; Passeriformes; Estrildidae
Product: T-cell surface glycoprotein CD3 gamma chain
Biological process (GO): cell surface receptor signaling pathway; positive thymic T cell selection
Cellular component (GO): external side of plasma membrane; membrane; alpha-beta T cell receptor complex
Molecular function (GO): transmembrane signaling receptor activity
Source: RefSeq, a predicted model, not a curated record